This is a messenger RNA of Pieris macdunnoughi, 246 nucleotides long. NCBI's taxonomy places the organism in Eukaryota, Metazoa, Arthropoda, Insecta, Lepidoptera, Pieridae. The record is from the annotation of a GenBank genome assembly.
AUGUGGUCUAAAAUAGGAUUUUUUCUUAUAUUUUAUUAUUUUCAUCCCGGGGACUCUCAAGAUGCCGUUACUAAAAGCUCACAAACUGUUGAAGAGGAAGAGAGGUUAAGCGAAUUUAUCGCAAACGCAAUCGAUUCAUUUCAAGAAGCCAGAUCCCGUGGGCCUUCCCGGGGCGAAGAUACCCGACCCAUACCAUGUUCCAGAAAUAAAGAAGAGCCUUCCUCUUGGAGGGUCCAUAGUCUUUAA